Messenger RNA from Postia placenta MAD-698-R-SB12, 2802 nucleotides. RefSeq lists its product as hypothetical. Gene Ontology annotation, cellular component: nuclear membrane; cytoplasm. Gene Ontology annotation, biological process: protein import into nucleus. Bases 1 to 2802 code for a protein of 933 amino acids. The transcript is spliced from 9 exons. NCBI's taxonomy places the organism in Eukaryota, Fungi, Basidiomycota, Agaricomycetes, Polyporales, Adustoporiaceae. The record is from RefSeq and is a predicted model, not a curated record. Gene Ontology annotation, molecular function: small GTPase binding.
AUGGCUGCUGUUCAAGCCGUGCUCUCUGCCCUUGAUGUCUUCAGCCGAGCUCCAGAUAAGGCUGCUCUCGACCAAGCCAACACCUGGCUUCAAGAUUUCCAGCAUUCCCGCGAUGCAUGGUCGACUUGCAACGUUUUGCUGCUCUCUCCGGAUGCGCCAGCAGCUGCCAAACUCUUUGCAGCACAGACAUUCCGAACAAAAGUAACCUAUGAUCUCCAUGAAAUGGACCCGGCGGACAUUUUUCGCCUCCGCGACACUCUUGUCACGGCACUCCAAACCUUUCAUACUGGUCCGCGGACGAUCAUGGUGCAACUAUGCUUGGCACUUUCUGGGCUUGCGUUGCAGCUGCCGGCAUGGGAAGACCCUGUGCAAAACAUGAUCGACACCUUUGGGCGGGCUCCUGCUUCAGUCCCAGCCCUGCUUCAGUUUCUUACAGUUCUCCCGGAGGAACUCUACACGAACACUAAGAUACCUGUGACGGAUGAUGAGUACAAAGAAAGGGCCAACAAAUUGUUGACCGCGAACGCUUCGAAAGUGGUGGAGCUAUUGUCGAUGUAUCUCCAGGCGACGGGUGUCACGCCUGCCAUUCAGGUGCAGGUCUUCAACUGCCUCAGCAGCUGGUUGAUUGCUGGCGAGAUCCAGGCCAUGUCGCUAGUGAAUUCGCCCUUGCUGCCCUUCUCGUUCAACGCACUGGAGUCGGAUGAGUUAUUUGAUGUAGCGGUCACGGCGAUAUGCAACCUCAUUCAUGAGACACAAGAGGUCGAGGAUAGCAUGCCCGUGAUUGAGCUAAUCGUGCCGAGGGUCAUUGCGAUGAGGCCAAAAUUGGCUGAGCAUGCUUCCGAUCCUGACCAGAUUCGAGGAUAUGCUCGCAUCUUUGCGGAAGCAGGGGAGACAUACCGCGGCCUCAUUCUCAACCACCCGGAGACCUUUUUCCCGAUCGUCGAAGCCAUCGGAGAGUGCGCAGCCUAUCCUGACCUCGACAUUGUCCCAAUCACGUUUCACUUCUGGAUGCGCCUUGCGCAGGCUCUCGGGAAGAAGCCGUCGGUCCCUCCACCUUUCCUGGAUGCAUACAAGUCACUUGUAGGCAUCAUCAUCUCGCAUCUACACUUUCCAGAGGAUAGUGGCUCGUUGACGGGCCAGGAGGCGGAGAACUUCCGUUCUUUCAGACAUGUGAUGGGUGACACACUAAAAGAUUGCUGCUACGUCCUUGGAUCCGAUCUAUGCCUGCUCGCCGCAUACGACAUGAUCACUGCGGCUCUGUCGCAAGGCCCAUCCAUGUCAUGGCAGAAAAUUGAAGCGCCUCUGUUCGCCAUGCGCUCUAUGGGCGCAGAGGUUGACCCGCUGGACGACAGAGCAGUCCCAAAAAUCAUGGACUUGAUACCAUCCCUACCCUCGCACCCCAGAGUGCGAUAUGCCGCCCUUCUCAUCAUCUCUCGUUACACGGAAUGGAUCAACAGACACCCGAGUUACAUACCCUUCCAGCUGCAGUACAUUUCUGGUGGUUUUGAGGAUGCCGACACGGAGGUCAAUGCCGCAGCCGGUCAGGCCCUCAAAUACUUGUGCCAGGACUGCAAACGACACUUGGUAGAUUUCCUGCCCCAGCUGCACACGUUUUUGGGCUCGAUGGGCUCGAAAUUGGCACAGGAUGACAAGAUCCAGGUCUAUGAAGCUAUCGCGCACGUUAUUUCCGCCAUGCCCAUGGAACAGGCGGCCCAAUCUCUGCGUACCUUCUCUCUGGAUAUCCUAGCUCAAGUGCAUGCGCUUGCGAUCAAGCCAACCGUAGCGACCAAAGAAGAGUUGCUCAACAUUACCCACGGGCUGGAAAACCUGGAAGUGAUGCUGGGUGUCAUCGAGAGUUUUGGCGAGGAACUACCCGCCGCCUGCCGGAAUAGUGCCCAAGAAGCGUGGACGUUUUUCGACCCUUUCAUCGCGAAGUACGGAUUGGACUACCAGAUCUGUGAACGCAUGACCCGUGUCCUGAGGCUUGGUCUUGGCUUCUUCGGAUCCACUGUCCGACCGAUACUUCCGGCGGUGCUGACAAGGAUGUCGACUGCUUUCGAAGCCACUGGUUUCUCCAGUUAUCUCUGGAUCAUUGGCAAGAUUGUAGGCCGGUUCGGGAAUGACAACGAUCCCACGCUGCGUGUUGCCUUUAAGAAUACCUACGAGAGGACAUCGAAUAAGCUUGUUCAACUUCUUCAGGAAAAGGCACCUGCGAGCAUACCAGACGUGAUCGAAGACUAUCUGCAAAUGCUUUUGCAGAUGGUUGAAUACACACCUGAUGUCUUUUUCCCCUCCCCGGCAUUCCCUAUUGCCUUCCGAGCCGCGAUGUUAGCGCUUACCGUUGUGCACACUGACAUUAUAUUUGCAGCUCUGGAUCUAAUUCGCAACGUGAUCACACAUGAAUGUCUAUCUCCGCCGUCGACCGCACCUCCUCCCCCCAAAUUCCCCUUGUACGCCGCGGCGAUCCGACCGGUUAUACAGAAGGAGGGGCUAGAAUUGACCGGGUACUUGCUAACCGGGCUGGUAGGCGACUUCCCUGAGGAGUCGCCUCCUGUUGUGGUGACUAUCUUCCGCGUGCUCGCCGCGCUCUGGCCGACGGAGCUGCUGUCGUGGCUGUCCGCAGUCCUGCAACAAGUUCCGUCGACCGCUGUCCCCGACCAGACUAAGGUGCAAUUCAUUGCAGACAUGGAUGGCGCGGUACAGUCAGCGGAGUACGAUCGGGUGAAGCGUGCGAUCCUGUCGCUUCAUCGGGCCUCGCGCAAAGCGCGUGACAGACGGAGAGUUGCGGCGUUGGAUAUGUGA